Molecule: messenger RNA, 372 nt
Organism: Tetrahymena thermophila SB210
Lineage: Eukaryota; Ciliophora; Oligohymenophorea; Hymenostomatida; Tetrahymenidae
Exons: 1
Source: RefSeq, a predicted model, not a curated record
AUGCAUUAACCAUUAACAAUAGUUGCAUUAGGAUCACAUUUGCACUAUUUAUUAAUAGUAUCAACUUAGGCAGAGCUCGGACAAGAAUUAUUGCAUGUUUUAUCAAACUGGAGAAAAUUACCUUAAAUACAAACUUAACAAGUUUAACCAUCUAUGCAUUCACUGCACUUAGAAAUACAGCAUUAACUGGGAUCUUACUUAGAACAAUACUAGCAAUUGGCAGAGCAAUAAAGGGAGUUUAUAUUUAAAAGGUAGUAGUUAGAGCCCUUCAUUAAAUAAAUAGUUGAUCCCUAUUUUAUUUAUCAUCAAUAACAAAUUAAGUAACAUAGUUUAAUAUAAAAUAAAAAUUUACUUUUUGAAAAUUGGAGAUGA